Messenger RNA from Mesorhabditis spiculigera, 1266 nucleotides. Lineage: Eukaryota; Metazoa; Nematoda; Chromadorea; Rhabditida; Rhabditidae. The record is from the annotation of a GenBank genome assembly.
AUGCCAAUGAUAAUGCAAGAAUUUCAAACCGUAGCACCUAAGCAGCAAUCCUAUCCCACAUGCGCGUCAACGGUUCCGGUCAUUGAUCUUGUUCUAGCUCUCGACGGAUCGACAACGAUGGAUAGUGAUACUUUCCAGAGUGUUAUCGACAGAACUUUCGAGAUGGUUAACAAAGUAGUCUUUGGUCCGAAUAAUGUUCGUGUAAUGAUGGGCGUCUACGAUAAUACCACCCACUUCCAAUUCGACGCAGACCUGAGUUUCAUAGAAACCGUACCGGACUAUUUGAACACAGUUGUUAAUGAAAUGUUUUACGGCUACACGGGCGGAGAUGGGAACAAUAUUAUGGGUGUCGCUGAAUAUGUACUUGCGACCACAAUGUCGGCCCCAUUCCGCGAAAAUGCCAGAAAGUUGAUUACUAUUAUUAGCUCUCAAGGAUGGAAUCAAGGAAACCACGGCAAGGGAUUUUCGGAUCCGACCCUUAUGUUCCAAGAACUCAAAAAUCAAGGCGUGGAGGUAUAUGCCAUUGGAUAUGGUGCAAGCGCAAACAUGACGCAGUUAAUGCUGGUUUCUCCCUGCGCUCGUUAUGCCCCGACCGAAUUUGGGCUUCUUGACGCCAUCGACAACUUCUAUGGAAUGAUUUGCAGUACUACUCCAACUUUAUAUCCCACAUGCGCACCAACGGUGCCAAUCAUCGAUCUUGUUGUCGCCUUCGAUGGAUCAGCGACUAUGAAUAGAAGCACCUUCUCAACAGUUGCGGAUAAAUUUCUCGAACUUGCUCAAAACGUGGUUUUUGGACCCAAUAAUGUUCGCAUAAUGAUGGGUGUAUAUGAUAAUGUUAACCACUUCCAAUUCGACACUAAUCUGGAUUUUGUGACAACUGUAUCGACGUACCUAACAGUACUGGUUAAUGAAUUGUACGCUGGCUAUACGGGCGGUGAUGGCAACAAUUUGAUGGACGUGGCUGAAUAUGUACUUGCAAUAAUGUCGACGCCCUUCCGUGAAAAUGUUAGAAAGAUGAUUACUAUCAUUAGUACACAAGGAUGGGAUCGAGGCAACAAUGGAAAAGGUUUUUCGAACCCAACCCUUAUGUUCGAAGAGCUCAAAAACCAUGGUGUUGAAAUUUACGCGAUUGGGUAUGGUCCGGGUGCAAACAUGACUCAACUAAAGAUGAUUUCACCAUGUGCUCGCUACGCUGCUACGGAAUUUGGUUUGAUUGACGCUAUUGAUAAUUUGUAUGGAAUGAUGUGCAGCAGUACGCCAACUUGC